This is a messenger RNA of Chelmon rostratus (copperband butterflyfish), 2944 nucleotides long. RefSeq names its product zinc finger CCCH-type containing 10 (gene zc3h10). NCBI's taxonomy places the organism in Eukaryota, Metazoa, Chordata, Actinopteri, Chaetodontiformes, Chaetodontidae. The record is from RefSeq and is a predicted model, not a curated record. The transcript is spliced from 3 exons. Gene Ontology annotation, molecular function: metal ion binding. Bases 836 to 2491 code for a protein of 551 amino acids.
CAGAGCUGCAGGACCACGCAGGUUUGCAUCCAGUGGAAAACACUUGGCGUUGCCAUGCUGAGCACCUGCGAGGAGCUCAAACGUUACACUAAGACGUUUUCUGAAGGCACAGCUUCCUGACGGUUUGACAGCUCAUGUUCAUGUGCACGUAAAGCUUUCAGGUCGACACGUCAGCGGUAGCAGCUGAACGCUAACCCAAAUGGGCUGCUCUUCCCAAGACCAGGAACAGGCGAUAAAGUACUCAACUGGACAGCUUUAAAGCUCAAGAUGGGAAGUCACGCCUAUUUAAGCCGGAACAAAGCGUGCUGGUGAAGCUACAGCGAUUCACUCAGCUCACCGUCAUUUAGCGACAGGACCGCCACCUUGCUCCAUGAGACCUUUAAACAUUGCUAUUUAUUAAUUCCGCUGAAAAAGCAAAACAAAGCUACAGGACAUGUGGAUGCAAUUCGCUAUAAUCACCACUAGAGGUGCGCCGAGAAGAGACUGAGAGUAAGAGGACCAUCUUCUUCGUUGGUAAUGGAAGAUGCACCAAGAAUUGUGGUAAACAGCACCGGGGCCUUGAGGAAUCGCCAGAAGUAACACAGUCCUGAUUGCUGUUGUUAGCAGAGGUAGCUGUGUAGAUUUGGGUAAAACCAGGGCGAGGCGUUUCUGCGUGGGAGUUACUCGUAUGUUCUCUGGAUCCUACUCACAGUUUCAAUUUGAUCUUUAGGAGAUUGCACUACUCCAAAGAAAAAGCUAUUCAUGACUUCUUUGUGUAUGUGAAUGUUUGCCAGGUCACGUCAGCCCCCCCUCAUACACAUGAGUGCCGUUUUCUCCUCGCGCUGGGCCAAGCGCCAUGCCUGACCGGGACAGUUCCUACCUGUCAGGUGGUGGUGGGAGUGCUGGUAGUCUGGGUGAGGAAGGAGGACCUGGGUCUGGUUUGGCGGGUGGAUCAGCAGAGGGCAGAGGAGGUUUAGGUGGAAGUGUCGGAGGCAACGUCUCUGGUUCUGGGAGCAUGGGGGGAGGAGGUGCGCUUGGAAAUGGGAACAGUUGUGGGAACGGUGGAGGGCAAGGUGCUGGACUGGCGCUGGACGGUGUCUGCAGAGACUUCAUACGCAAUGUCUGUAAGAGAGGGAAGCGCUGCCGCUUUAGACACCCAGACUUCAAUGAAGUGCCAGACUUGGGAGUGCAAAAGAACGAAUUCAUCUUCUGUCAUGACCAUCAGAAUAAGGAGUGCAUGCGCUCCAACUGCCGCUUUGUCCAUGGCUCCAAGGAGGAUGAGGACUAUUACAAGAAAACGGGAGAGCUACCCCUGAGACUGCGAGGGAAAGUUGCCGCACGACUGGGCCUUUCCCCCAUGGAUCUCCCCCAUAGCCGUGGGGAGGUCCCUAUCUGCAGAGACUUCCUGAAGGGAGAGUGCCAGAGGGGCAAUAAAUGUAAAUUUCGCCAUGUCAAAAAAGACUAUGAAUAUGAGCCUUCCAGGGUUGGAGUGGGUGGUGUUGUGGGGCCAGGUGCCAGUGGAAUGGUGAAUGUUGGGGGAGGGAUAGGUGGUGGAGGAGGAGGUGCCUGUGGAGGAAUGCAAGGACUUGUGGGAGGUGGAGGUGGAAGUAAUAUGAUGGGGAUGGGUUGCCCCAGCCUGGGUGGGUGCAGGGAUCCAGGUAUCUCAGGAGUUGGCGGAGUAGGUGGAGGUGGGAUGAGCGGUUGUCUGUCCAUAAGUUCUGCAGGGCAACGACGUUACGACAGGAGCUCGUGCUCAGUGUACGACCCUCUGCUUGAGAGUGGGCUGUUUGAUGCCGGCUCCCUGGAGGCCUCUAUGGACCACACUGCUCUGCAGCUGAAGAGGCGGCGGUUGGAGGGUCUGCGCCUGACAGAUGGGAGUGGAGGUGGGCACUAUGAGCUGGGAGUCCAAGCCACGCUGCCACCACGUCCUCUGGAGUACAGGUUCCUGGAGGAAGAAAACUCCCUGCUUAGGAAGAGAGUGGAAGAGCUGAAGAAGCAGGUUUCGAAUCUCAUUGCCACAAAUGAGGUUCUUCUGGAGCAGAACGCCCAGUUCCGUAGCCAGGCCAAAGUGAUGACGCUGUCCUCCACCCCUGCACCCACUGAGCAGAGUCUGGCGCCCCCUGUGGGUGCAGUAAGUUCCUACAAUCAUGGCAUCGCCCAGACUCACACCACCCUGAGCAGCGCUGGACUACAGCCUCGGCCCGUCACCCAGCAAGACCUGGUAGCGUCUACUGGCGCACCUGCGGCACCCCCAACUAAUGCUGCUCCACCUACGGCCCCUCCGCCUCACCUCAACCCGGAGAUCACCCCCCUCUCAGCAGCCCUUGCACAGACCAUUGCUCAGGGGAUGGCACCCCCUGUUUCUAUGGCACCGGUGGCUGUAUCUGUGGCACCAGUGGCAGUGUCCAUGACGCAGCCACUGCCUGGCAUCACCAUGAGUCACGCCACCACCCCGAUGGUGUCAUACCCCAUUGCGAGUCAAAGCAUGAGGAUCACCACUCUGCCUCACUAACUGAUGAAGUGCAGGACUGUAGUACCCACAAGUCAGUCUGUAGCAUCCUGAACAUGGGUUUUUAACAUAGAUGGUUUUCUUUUAUGUUAUGUUAUGCAAGACUCAACAGAUGUCAGAUCAGCGACUGUCUAUGCCUCCAACAGUGAGGCGUCACUGUAACGGUGAGUUUCUCCACCAGAGGGCAGGAUAGAGACUAAUGUAUUUUUCCCUGACUGACCUGAGAACAGCCUGUGUACCAAAGGGAUCUCUUUGAAACAUUGGUACCAAAAAUGGCAACAAACUGCAAAAAAAAAAAGAAAAGUGACAUCUUCCCCAGUGUUUGAACCAUCUCUACUGGACUGCUGUGCCGUCCGUGUGAGGACAUGAAGGCUUUGGAAGUAGUUUGUGUUUAUAUUUUUGUGGAUCGCUCCGGUGUAAAUUCACUUUGGUACUUUGCAAAAAUAACAAACAUUC